Molecule: messenger RNA, 1627 nt
Organism: Cajanus cajan (pigeon pea)
Lineage: Eukaryota; Viridiplantae; Streptophyta; Magnoliopsida; Fabales; Fabaceae
Product: coumaroyl-CoA:anthocyanidin 3-O-glucoside-6''-O-coumaroyltransferase 1
Source: RefSeq, a predicted model, not a curated record
UACAUUGCAUUGGCAUCUCUAAAACAUGCUUGCUUCUCCAUACAGGUUCAUUUCUUUCUUCUGAAAUAUUAUCGACUGAAUUAAUUAAUGGCAGUUCUUAGAGAACACAAACUUGUUGAAACAUGUCGGGUUGGUCCAGCAGUGACAACAACCACCUCUCUUCCCCUCACAUUCCUGGAUUUGCCUUUGGCAGCAGGUCCUGUUUAUGUGAGACGCCAAUUCUUCUAUCACUUCCCUCAUUCCACUCUCCAUUUCUGUGAAACCACACUUCCUUCUCUCAAAACCUCACUCUCUCACACCCUUCAACACUUCUUCCCUCUAGCAGGAAACCUCCUCUGUCCUCCACCACCUCACAAACCCUUCAUUCGCUGCACCGAUCAUGACUCUCUCACCUUAACCAUCAUCGAGUCCAAAGAUGAUUUCAACCAUACAUCUUCCAACCACCCCAAAACUCUCAAAGACUUGGAUCACUUGGUUCCAAAGUUAACAUACACAUACACACAUGAUGACACGUUCACUUUCCCUUUGGUGGCCUUGCAAGCCACGGUUUUCCCCAACCAUGGCCUUUGCAUCGCGAUCACGUAUUGCCACGUGAUGGAUGAUAGGUGUUGCAGCCAUUUCAUGAAGUCUUGGUCUUCCAUUUGUCGAAGCCGUGGCGUUGACUUGACCCUUGUGGAGAAGUUUCCACCUUGCUUUGAUAGGGAAGUGUUGAAGGACCCCAAGGGACUCGAGGCCAUUUUCUUGAGAGACUAUUUUGAAGACAGGUCAACAUGGAAGGACAAACUCGUUGGUAAGAAAACCACUACUUCUGAGAUUUCCACUGGAAAUAACGAAGAUUAUGCCAAAGCAACGAUUGUUUUCGGAAGAGAUGACAUUGAGGGGCUGAAAAGAUGGGUGCUGAAUGAGUGGAAUAAAAGUGAGGAACUCAAAGCGCCACAAUAUGUAUCGACAUUUGUGGUGACGUGCGCUUUUGUGUGGUCUUGUUUGGUUAAAACAAGAUGCAGAAAUGAUGAUGGAGAUAAUGAGAAAGAGGAGUAUUUUCGUUUUGCUGCAGAUUGUAGAGAUCGCCUUGAAUAUCCUGUGCCAGAAACAUACUUUGGAAAUUGCUUAACUUUUUGUUAUUCAAUGCUCAAAAGAGAGGACCUCAAGGGAGAGGGCGAUUUUGUGAAUGCGGUUAAGGUCAUUGCAAGGGCAGUGACUGAUAUGAAAAGUAAACUCUUUAAAGAUGCAGAAAAUUGGAGGGAAUCUUUCAUGAAAAUGUUUGUGUUGGGAAGUACGUUGGUGGUUACAGGGUCACCCAAAUUCACUGUUUAUGAGACUGAUUUUGGGUUUGGAAGACCUAAAAAAGUGGAAAUGAUACAUUCCUUUAAGGGUAUGUCUCUAGCUGAAAGUGGAGACAGGGAAGGAGGACUUGAAGUUGGUUUGGUUUGCAGAACUGAAGAAUUUGAAUAUUUAUUUUCUGUCAUUCAACAAGGACUUCAUGUUUCAAAAUCCUAAUGUUAUUUGUACGUUUUACAUGAAAACCGAAGCUAAGGUUAAUGGGAAAAAAUUGAUUCAACAUGUGAGGGUUGAUUUUAGCUUCCCCAAUUGUAAUAUGGAUCUUUGGAUUUUAUUUUUAGUAUAAUUU